AUGGCCGUCGACGAGGCGCUCCAGCAGCCGCUCCACUUCACCGGCCACCGCCACCUCGUCUCGCGCCUCCUGCUCGCAACCCUCUCCGGCCGCCCCGUGCGCAUCGCGCAGAUCCGCUCUGGCUCAACCAACCCGGGCCUCACCCGCUACGAGACCAACUUUGUGCGCCUGCUCGAUGCCGUCACCAACGGCGGCCAGGUCCAGUUCAGCAUGACGGGCACCACCCUCGUCUACCGCCCGGGCCUCAUCACCGGCUCUGCAGACGGCCUCGGCGCCCACGCCGGCGUCCUGCGCCACGAGAUCCCCCGCGAGUGCGCCCGUCGCGGCGUCUCGUGGUGGCUGCUCCCGCUCUGCCUGCUCUCGCCCUUCAGCAAGGGCAACGUCAACGUCAUCCUCCACGGCGAAGGCUGCGUCACCUCGUCCACCGCCGCCGGCGACGUCUCCGCCGACACCGUCCGCACCGCCGUCCUGCCCCUCUACAAGUCCUUCGGCAUCGACCGCAACAUCGAGCUGCGCAUCCUAAAGCGCUCGUGCGCCCCGGCCGCGGGCAAGAGCGCCGGCGGCGAGGUCCAGCUCGUCUUCAACCACCAGGUCCGCCUGCCCAAGACCCUGCACCUGCUCAACCCCGGCCGCGUCAAGAAGAUCCGUGGCGUCGCCUACUGCGUCGAGGUCCCCAAGUCCAACAACGAGCGCAUGAUCCACGAGGCCCGCGGCAUCCUCAACCGAUUCGUCCCCGACACCUACAUCUUCUCCGACGCCUCGCCCGCCCCCCUGAUCCCCACCACCCACAAGCCCCACGCCGGCGCAAAGGUCAAGGGCGCUGUGGGCUUCGGCCUCUCCCUGGUCGCAGAGACCAGCACCGGCUGCAUGUACAGCGCAGACGUGUGCUCACCCCCCGACGGAGGCGUCCCCGCCGACGACAUCGGCAAGCAGUGCGCCUACCAGCUGCUGGAGAAGAUCAGCCAGGGCGGCGCUGUCGAGAGCGUGGCGGCCCCGACCGUGCUGAUGCUCAUGGCCAUGGGCUCCGAAGACGUCGGCCGAGUAGCCUUGGCCAAGGACGUGCUUGCGAGCGAGGACAUGGUCUCGCUGGCGAGGGAUUCCAAGGCCUUUGGCGGCAGCGGAUGGGGAUUCCGAGAAAACGGCGGCAACGAGGAUCGAGGCGAGAUUGUCGUCAGCGUGGUAGGGCGAGGUGUGGGCAACGUGGGGCGCAAGGUUGCGUAG
Ascochyta rabiei is the source of this 1221-nucleotide messenger RNA. RefSeq lists its product as uncharacterized. Lineage: Eukaryota; Fungi; Ascomycota; Dothideomycetes; Pleosporales; Didymellaceae. The transcript has a single exon. Gene Ontology annotation, molecular function: RNA endonuclease activity. The record is from RefSeq and is a predicted model, not a curated record. Gene Ontology annotation, cellular component: nucleolus. Bases 1 to 1221 code for a protein of 406 amino acids. Gene Ontology annotation, biological process: ribosome biogenesis; endonucleolytic cleavage of tricistronic rRNA transcript (SSU-rRNA, 5.8S rRNA, LSU-rRNA).